Paecilomyces variotii is the source of this 1761-nucleotide messenger RNA. RefSeq names its product mitochondrial carrier domain-containing protein. Lineage: Eukaryota; Fungi; Ascomycota; Eurotiomycetes; Eurotiales; Thermoascaceae. Gene Ontology annotation, biological process: mitochondrial phosphate ion transmembrane transport. The transcript has 6 exons. The record is from RefSeq and is a predicted model, not a curated record. Gene Ontology annotation, cellular component: mitochondrial inner membrane. The coding region runs from base 440 to 1582 and encodes 380 amino acids. Gene Ontology annotation, molecular function: phosphate transmembrane transporter activity.
GCCGGGGAUUGCUUUAGAGUAGGGCGAUCUCAAUCGGGACCGGGAGGAGAGCGGGUCGCGCGCCGAAGACGUCACAAGGCUUCGCUUCCUCUGGGGUCUCCACCCUCGAUCAGAUCUACUUGUAUCGUCUUCUUCCUCGCUUGUUCCAUCUAGGAUUCUUUACUGUCGAUUUAUUUAUGCUAUUUUAAUUUGGAUUGUUGUCUCGUGGCGAGGACUGCAGCAGAGGCAGUGCUGCUCUGGAGAAGAGUCGUACUAUUAUCUAUUAUUGGUUACUCUGAAGGAUCGAUCAUCUGUCAGCCCCUACAUAAGCAACGUCAGUAUCUAGUCAUCAUUUACCAUCACAAUAUACCAUAACCCUCUAUUCUUCCUUGCAACAGCAACAAAACGGUUAUCGUUUUGAAUCCACUGACCGCAGACAGUGAUAUAGCUGCUCAUCACAAUGUUGCCCUCUCAGGGAAUCAUUGCCGGUGUUUUCGCAUCCCAACACCCUCUGACACGAUCAAAGGCCCAGCCGCAGCCGGAAGCACCGGCAUCGAUCAAGCGCAACCCAUUCCCUGCCUGGAGUGCCAUUGAUGAUGUGAAGAACAAGGCGGAGGCCAUUGGAAAUGAGGCUUCACGAGAAUUCAACAAGGGGAGCAAGCUGGCUCAAUCUAAAACUGGUCAUAUCGAGCCAUGGACGCCUAAGUACUAUGCAGCAUGCACUUUUGGUGGACUGCUAGCUUGCGGUCUGACGCACACGGCUGUGACACCUCUGGAUCUCGUCAAAUGUCGCCGUCAGGUCGACCCUAAUCUCUACAAGGGGAAUGUGGAAGCCUGGAGCAAGAUUCACCGCGCAGAGGGUCUUCGUGGGAUCUUCACCGGUUGGGGUCCGACUUUCUUCGGAUACAGUGCCCAAGGUGCAUUCAAAUACGGUGGUUAUGAAUUCUUCAAGAAGUUCUACAGCGACCUUGUCGGAGAAGAACGGGCCGCGCGCUGGAAGACUUCCGUGUACCUGACCGCCAGUGCUUCCGCUGAAUUUAUUGCGGAUAUUGCACUCUGUCCAUUCGAGGCGGUUAAGGUGCGAAUGCAAACUAGCAUUCCCCCAGCCUACACUGGAACCUUCAGCGGAAUUGCCGAUAUUACUAGCAAAGAAGGCUGGGCAGGUCUAUACAAGGGACUGUACCCCCUGUGGGGUCGACAGAUCCCAUACACGAUGAUGAAAUUCGCCUCGUUCGAGACCAUCGUCGAGCAGAUCUACAAGACUCUCCCGAAGAGCAAGCAUGAAUACGGCAAGGGCGCGCAAACGGCUGUGGCAUUCAGCGGUGGUUAUCUGGCCGGUAUCCUCUGCGCCAUCGUGUCUCAUCCUGCGGACGUGAUGGUGAGCAAGUUGAAUGCGAACCGGUUGCCGGGCGAGGCUUUCGGAGCAGCCAUGGGCCGAAUCUACAAGGAAAUCGGCUUCAAUGGCUUGUGGAACGGACUGCCUGUCAGAAUUGUUAUGAUUGGAACUCUGACUGGCCUGCAGUGGAUGAUCUACGACUCGUUCAAGAUCUUCAUGGGCCUGCCCACGACUGGAGGUCCCGCCAAGGAGCAGCAGAAGACCUAAACCUGCGCUCACGGUGCCCUGGUUUCCUCCUUAUCGUGUGGUGGCUCCACCGGGAGGGAGGGUUGGCGGAACAGAGACAGAGGCCAUGUUUGAUUAACGACUGCGAUCGGUGGAUAUGUGCUGUUGAUAGUAGUAGAGUGAUCGUCUAUACGAAUGAAUGUCCUUCUUUCUUGUUAGUA